CCGAGGCCGAGGCCUCGGUAGCCAUGGCGACGGCGAGGCUUUGGGUUUGCGCGGCCUUCUUCUUACUCCCGUUCGGCGCGGGACUGUCGGGAGGCCAGGGCUUCUUCCUCCCGCUGCACCGGCCCCAGGGCUGCGGUGGGACGCAGUACUUUGACAUCGCCAGCCUGAGUUGCGGGCAGUGCGGGGCCUCGCAGAGGAAAAGCUCUCGGGGUACAUCAUGCACUUGUCUACCAGGAUUCAAGUUAGUUUCUGAUAAUGGUGGAUCUUCUAUAGCUUGUGAAAAAUGUCCAGAAAGCAUGAGUGGAGUUACCCAAGAUGGAUGGGACUGCAUUACUUGUCCUAAAGGCUUAACUAGUGAAGGAAGAUGUAAAUGCCCGGUUAAUGAGAUCUUGGUGGAAAGAGACACCAAUGGUGUGGUGUUGGCAGAUGCAUUAUGUGUUCCAUGUGAUGGAAAAGGGAAGUCAUUUGCUACUUCAAAUACAUUAAAUAACAUGUGUAUAAGAUGUGAACCAACAUUCAUCAGUGUAAACAAGUCAUGUAGCUGUUCUGAGCCCAAUAUUUUAACAGGAGGUUUAUGCUUCAGGAGUACGGGGAAUUACCCCCCAAAGGGAAUUGCAACAGUACGCUUUGGAAAGCUAGUAAGUCAUAGUAAUAAUCAUUUUGUUUGCAUGCUGCCAGAGUGUUUGCAUACGUUCAACUUACUAUUUAUAUUCAGGAGUAACUAACAACCUAUGCUUUCUA
Molecule: messenger RNA, 741 nt
Organism: Lacerta agilis (Sand lizard)
Lineage: Eukaryota; Metazoa; Chordata; Lepidosauria; Squamata; Lacertidae
Product: meckelin-like
Exons: 6
Coding region: 24-725 (233 amino acids)
Biological process (GO): cilium assembly
Cellular component (GO): ciliary transition zone; MKS complex
Source: RefSeq, a predicted model, not a curated record